AUGGCCCAGAGGCGGUUUCAGGGCCAGCAUCCUGCGGGAGAGGCAGACUUGGUGGCGUGGGAGGGUCUCGGAUACGAGCGUAAGCUUUCCAGGCUGAGGAUGAUCAAGGUACCUACACAAUAUAGCACUAUCUGUCUCUGCCAUCCUCCUCACGAGGAAAAGAAUCUCGUGCCUUCCUUCGCAUCCCUGCCGGCACCCAAUCCAAUGCCCCUCCCAUCUUUUCGAGGCGGCCGGCACUGCCUGCCUUACCGCCCCUCCAUCUCCCCCAGCGUCCAGCUCCCCCCUAGCUGGCCGUUGCCAUGCGUGUCAGGCAAUCCCCCCGUCGCCCGCGUCCACACAGUAUCAGCCACUAGCCGCGAUACACGGUACCGGGGACUAGUGGACAGUGCCACUGUGAAAGCGCCUGAAUCUGCAGUGCUAUUACCUGUGUUUGCGCUUGUCGACAUCGUCGCCGCUGAGAACACAACUGCCGAGAUUUUCAUCCCUCCUUCUUAUUUCCUUCUUGACCGACAAAUCCUUCCUCCCAACCGACCGCGCCUGAGAGGACUAGCGAAAGGUCUCCUCCUUCGCUUUUCUCCCACCCUUCCCUAUUCUUCACUUUCUUUCUUCCCCGGUUUGGACGCGGCGAUGUUAUGGACCCUGUUCAUGAAAUUCCUCCUCGUAAGCUCCCUCAUCGCCUGGUGGCUCAAGCGACCGAAUAGCCGCUUCCAGAAGUUCGUCUUGGCUGCCGCCAGCCUUGCAACCUUCUGGGUGAUCGCUCCCAUUUACGCACAACUUUGUCUCGCCUGGUCUGUACAUUACACUCGUGAGGGUAUUCGUCAUUGGAGUCUGGAUGAGUUGCUUGUGCAGCAUGCCAGUAUGCUGGUGACUCUUGCCGCAGUCAUUUGGCUGCUCCAUCGCGCCUGGCAGACUCUUUGGAAACCGACGACCGACCUCAUUAGCAUUCUUGGAGUGGACGUUCCCGAGGCCCCCGAUGUAUCCUUGGCCGGAAUUCGACCCGACGCGGCGACUCUCAACUGGACGCGACCAACACACAACCGACCCGUGCAGAAAUUCCUGAUCCAGGUCAAUGGCGUAAACGUUGGCGAAUCAAGGCAGGAAGAGACAGCCAUUACCGUCACGGGUCUGAGACCUAAUCAUUGUUAUAAUAUUCGUGUGAUUGCUGUUGGACCAAACAACUUCCAAGCCGGUAGCCAAGUCAUACGAUUGCGAACCUAUCGAUCCGACGGACGGCCAGAACUGGGCAAUUCGAGGCUUCCCGACAGUUUCCAAGAUCAAGAUCCGCGGCCAGGACAAACCCCGUGUACUGAGGACAAUGGCAGUCGUAGCCAGGUGCCCACCAUCGAAGCCGCGCCGUCUCUUGAGGGCGGAUCUGCCGCUGCGCGAGACGGUCCUUCUGGCCAAAGACGCAACACUGUCAACCGCAGGCACUCUCCGUCUAUAGCCAGUCAGGAGCAGCCGUCGAUCAAGGAUUUUUCGAGCGAUCACCCUGAGGCCUCGCUUAAGGAACUGGCCGACACCUUGGAAAGGUCAAGGAAGGAGUUUGUCGAGACAGCAUCCUUACAUGCAUCCGAGGAGAGCGAGUUCAGGCAGCUUGAAGAGCGCCUGAAAAAGGAAAAAGAGGAGAAAAAGAAGAUUCAGAAAGAGAAGGAUGACAACACGGCGCAGUUGAGGCAAAAAGUCAAGUCCACCGGCGAGCAGAUGAGGCAAGCCACCAAGGACAAGGCACGGAAGGAGAACCUAUUGAAGGAGAAACAGGACAAGCGCAAAAAGGUGGCCGAUAACAUCGAAAAAUGUGUCACCGAAACCAAGACUAUGCGCAAAACUCGCGAGGGGUUUGCAUCUGAAAAAGAAAUUCUCGCGCAGAGUCGUGAUCUCAAGAUCAAGCACCUGGACGAGGAGAACUUUGCCUUGCAAGAUGAGUAUUCCCAACUCGAGACCGAAUACAAGGAAAAGAAGGAACAACUCAAAGAGCUUGAGGAUGCACGCAGGAAGCUGCCCGGUGGCGAGGAAGACGACAUGUGGCGAGAGGAUGACCGGAAAAUCAAAAGGGACUUCGAGAUGAAGCGCCGAGAACUGCAGAGUCAACUCAUCAUGGAGAAUAGGAAGGCUCAGCAGCUCGAAGGCCAUAUCCACGUUCUUCACGCCCAAGUCUAUGCCCAGAAUCAACAGAGCAUCCAGUUCUAUAAUCAGGCAAAUUCCUCCGGCGUCGAGUUCGACCAGAACGCCUCGGCACAAAUUAAGCGUCGAAGCCGCACCAGCAAUGCUCUUCCCAACAACGUCGCAUCGCCCACGGGUCCUUUCCCGGCCACGGAUUCUCCCUUCGAACCACCGAUCGGAUUCUCCAAUCGAGUGCCAUUCUCACACUUCCUGGAUAUGUCUGGAGGUGACGCCUUUGGAAGCGACCAAUACUCCGAUGCAGAAAUCAGGGCUCUCACGGGGAAUGCCCCGCUCAGUCCUACGGCAGCUGCCUUACUGCCUUCAGGCAUCUUGGGUGAUGACGAACCUACCAGCCCUGAUUCAUUCUCUCGCAGAAGCCCAUUCGUUGUGGAAUAUGAGGACGAUGCUCAGUCGCCAGGAUCAUCUAGACGUUCCAAUAGUGUUCCUUCUAGCCCACCGGGAUCCUCUCACGUCACCGCUUUCCCACUUUUGGCCCCGGACAACGGCGACCCUGCAUCCCUCAGAGACAUUACAUCCUCUCCCGGAAGACAGCCAUCACCAGCUGCUGGUACACACCGUUUUACGGAUAUGAUCACCAAUUGGAACAGAAGUAAAGGCGCUAAAGCUGUCGAUGAUGGUGGCCCUAUGUUAGGCAGUCUAAAGCACGGCCAGAGUCAGUCCUUUCCUCGGCAGACCGACGACCUAGAUGGAACAAAUCGACGCCGAACCAGCUUCUCAUCCUACACCCAAAACCGGAACUCGGCUGGGCCUGACACGCUUGAGGCGGCUAGUGGGUCGAAUCUGGGACGCAGCAUGUUUUCGUCGGCUCGUAGGUUGAUACCAUGGAAUUCAUACGCGGACAGAGAUCCAAGCAGUCCAAGACCUGCUUCCAUGGCCUCGGCGGACUUACCCCGACCGUCCACCGACAGCGGGUCCAUAUGGAAUCAUCCAGCUGACCGAGGAGGCCGGUUUUGGUCACCUGAUGGGCGUUGGACAUCGCGAACUCCAUCUAGGCGACCGUCUCUCCAUGGCUCACCUGCGGCUCUCAAGACAACACUAGCGUCGGCCGAGGACGAAAUUCUGGACCACGAAGCCUUGAAUGAUCCCCAAGUCUCGCCGAGCCAGGUUGGCGUCAUUGGCAGCAGACCACCAGCCAGCAAGCAGAACUCCGAUAACAGGUCCUUAUUGGGCAAGAGCCUGAACCCAGCAGCGCCGACAUUCUCGAUCGGGGGACUAUUCCGCAGUAAGGAUAAGGAAAGUGACUCGGGCAAAGAAAAGGACAAGUCUAAGUCUAAAGAGAAAUCCAAGGACAAGGCCAAAGACAAGGACGCGAAAGAAAAGGGCAAGAUCAAGGACAUUUUCACACCUAAUCUUGACCUGCCGCAAGGCUAUGACACGUCUCCAACAGAAUCGAGGAAGUCCCGCGAUGCGUUUUCUGUCCAUACACAGACGUCGGUCACUGAGUCUCGAGAGUCUUUGACGCUCGAUCGGGCAGUAUCCAACACACUUUCUGACUCCAACACCAAGGAUCCGGAGAACGCCUAUAGGAAGCUCUUCAGAAAAGGAAGUUCCAGCAAGUUCAGUCUUUCGUCUCGUUUAAGCAAGGACUCGGGUCUCUUUAAGAAAGGGCCUGGGAGCACCACAAACUCGGAUAAGAACCUCUCUGCAGAUCGAUCCAGUUUUGGUGACAUCGACGACUUUGGCGAGGAGGGCUUCCUUGGUCGAAGCUAUGAAAGCGUUACCAGCAGCCCGUCAGGCCCGGCUAAAUCCAGAGACGCUAAGGAAAGCAGAAUUUCUGGCUGGAGCAGCAAAUUUUCGAUGAAGAAGAAAGGCAAGGAUAACCGAGAAAGCCUUGAGUUCCACCAGGCUGCUCCUGAGGGCGAGGUUGAGGUAGAAGACAAGAAAGACGAGUAA
Molecule: messenger RNA, 4074 nt
Organism: Colletotrichum orchidophilum
Lineage: Eukaryota; Fungi; Ascomycota; Sordariomycetes; Glomerellales; Glomerellaceae
Product: fibronectin type III domain-containing protein
Exons: 4
Coding region: 1-4074 (1357 amino acids)
Molecular function (GO): protein binding
Source: RefSeq, a predicted model, not a curated record